CUUGGGAUCCAUAGCGAUAUGGCUGAUCACCGGACGGGACGGCGUUGUCAGCAUAAGCCAACAAUUCAUGCAGUAAAGGUCGAAAACAACGAACUCAUUGAGAAAGCGGGACACUAGAGCACACCACGUAUGAAGGGACACGAUUUAACCGUUACCAACAGGGCGAAAUAUUCUGUUAAAUAGCCAACUACUUAAACGAACUUGUCGCAGUGGAUACAAACGUGCCGGAUUACCAUACAGAAGUGGAACAAUAGUCUCCUGCAUCCAAACCUUUCACCAGGGCUGUGGGGCUGCCCGCCCGCCCAGCCAGGCUGCUGAGAAGAUGGACAGGAUGAAGAUAAUCAAGCGGAGGCUGUCCAUGUCUCUACGCAGCGCUCGGCCUGUCGAUGAGACCCUCUCCGAGCUGGCCGAGCAGAUUAACCUGGAAGAGCCCCCCGUAGCCAGGGACAACGCAGAGCCCAUGGUUGUGCGUGCGGUGCACCCCCCCGCCUCCCACAGCGCCCCGGCCUUCUUGCGGCAGUACGCCGGGCAGCUGGGCCGCACCGCUCUGCGCAGGGAGCUGGAACGGGACAGACCCUACCUGAGCCUGCACAGGACCGGAUCUCUGGGCAUCGUCCAUGAGAAUGUGAAGAUGGGCUCCGACGGGGAGAGCGACCAGGCGUCCGGUACAUCUUCUGAUGAGGUCCAGAGUCCCGUGAGGGUCCGCAUGCGGAACAACCACCACCGACGGAUCUCCAAUGAGGACAUAAACAAGCGCCUCUCUCUCCCAGCUGAUAUCCGGCUUCCGGAGGGAUACCUGGAGAAGUUUGCGAUGAAUAGCCCGCCCUUCGAUAAGCCCAUGAGCCGCCGGCUACGCCGAGCCUCAUUGUCUGAAAUAGGCUUUGGAAAACUGGAAACGUACAUCAAACUGGACAAAUUAGGAGAAGGGACCUACGCCACCGUGUUCAAAGGGCGGAGCAAGUUAACAGACAACCUGGUGGCGCUGAAAGAGAUCCGGUUGGAGCACGAGGAGGGGGCGCCCUGCACGGCCAUCCGUGAAGUGUCUCUGUUGAAGGAUCUGAAGCACGCCAACAUCGUCACUCUGCACGACAUCAUCCACACUGACAAGUGCCUGACGCUGGUGUUUGAGUACCUGGAGAAGGAUUUGAAACAGUACAUGGAUGACUGCGGUAGCAUCAUGAGUGUCCACAACGUCAAGCUAUUUCUCUUCCAGCUGCUGCGAGGUCUUGCCUACUGCCACAAGAGGAAAGUCCUCCACAGAGACCUCAAGCCUCAGAAUCUGCUCAUCAACGAAAAAGGAGAGCUCAAACUAGCUGACUUUGGUUUGGCCAGGGCCAAGUCAGUCCCUACCAAGACGUACUCUAACGAAGUGGUGACAUUAUGGUACCGGCCCCCAGACGUGCUGCUGGGCUCCACUGAGUACUCUACACCCAUUGACAUGUGGGGCGUGGGCUGCAUCUUCUACGAGAUGGUCACAGGCCGGCCGCUGUUCCCCGGUUCCACAGUGGAGGACGAGCUGCACCUCAUAUUCCGCAUCCUGGGUACGCCCACGGAGGAGACCUGGCCCGGCUGCACCAACAGCGAAGAGUUCAAGACCUACAACUUCCCCAAGUACAACGCAGAGCCCUUGGUCAACCACGCACCCAGGAUAGACAGCGAUGGCCAUGAUUUGCUAUCCAAACUCCUGCAGUUUGAGGCCAAGAAGCGUAUUUCAGCAGAAGAUGCCCUCCGGGUGCCUUACUUCAAGAGUCUUGGAGAGCAGGUUCAGUCACUAGUUGAUACUGCCUCACUCUUCUCAAUAAAAGAAAUUCAGCUCCAUAAAGACCCAGGCAAGAGGUCUGCUGUUUACCCAGAAUCAGUCCUGUUCAGGUUUCUCCAGCGGGAGUUGUAACCGUUAUGUUGAGUCUCCCAGGGGAAGAGUAGAAGGCAGAGUGUGUUGUUUUAGUGUCGGAGGGGUCCAGUGAAGGUGUGGAGGCAGGGAGGUCCGGUCUCAGACACGCGCUCACUGACCCCCACCGCACAAACUAAACAAACGGAGAGACACACACUCUCGCCAGGGACGUGCCGUAGGAGGCAACAAUGAUGACAACAACAAUGACAACAACAUAAACAACAACAACACCACAUCACCACAAACAAACAAAAAAAAUACCUGAAGAAGAAACCAGAACUAUAAAAGAAACUGUCAACUACGCCCGAAUCGAGAUUGAGAAACUGCGACCUUAAACUUGAUAGAAGAUAAAUAAAGUAACUCCCCACUACCGAGAGAGAGAGAGAGGGAGAGAAAGAAGAGAGCAUGAAGAUGGGCAGGGGAGAAAAAAAGAGAGCAAGAGGAUUCUCAUUGCUGCUGCUGUUACGACAGCUGCCCAGGGGAGGGCAGUGUGUACGACGUGGACUUAAACAAAACCUUGCUGUAUCAGUGAGAAAGAGGGGAAACCUAGCCCUUGGAAGGGAUGGCGGACACACUUAAAAAAGAGCAUGAGAGAGAAUGCAACCGUCUUUCUCUCCUUUGGUCUUUUUAUUUGGGGUCGGCUGAACUGUUGUACAUAAAGAGAAGGAGUUUUAGAACUCUGCUUUUUUGUUUUAUAAAUAUCAGCCUGAAUCCCAAACUCUAAAGACGUCACCUUAUACAUGCAGCCCUUAUAACUAUUUGCCUUUUCCAAUAGAAAACAUCUGACAGACAGGCACACUUGCCCCCUCUCCUUCUUACUUUCGACUCUCUUGUCUCUCACACACACACACACACACACACACACACACACACACACACACACACACACACACACACACACACACACA
Messenger RNA from Gadus chalcogrammus (walleye pollock), 2799 nucleotides. Its product is annotated as cyclin-dependent kinase 17-like. Gene Ontology annotation, cellular component: cytoplasm; synaptic vesicle; nucleus. Gene Ontology annotation, biological process: exocytosis; neuron projection development; protein phosphorylation. Bases 323 to 1891 code for a protein of 522 amino acids. NCBI's taxonomy places the organism in Eukaryota, Metazoa, Chordata, Actinopteri, Gadiformes, Gadidae. The record is from RefSeq and is a predicted model, not a curated record. The transcript has 18 exons. Gene Ontology annotation, molecular function: protein kinase activity; ATP binding.